Insectozyma verbasci is the source of this 1782-nucleotide messenger RNA. Lineage: Eukaryota; Fungi; Ascomycota; Pichiomycetes; Serinales; Debaryomycetaceae. The record is from the annotation of a GenBank genome assembly.
AUGAAAUUUGCAGAUGGUUUAGAUCCAUAUAUACUAAGACAAGAGUUAUUGAAAAACCUUUUCUGUCCAAUAGUUUCACUUCAAUCAACUAUUCAUGUGGAUCAAUUCUUCCAAUCAUUAAUUAAUGAUCAAAAUCAAUCUUUAUCAACAUUACAAAUUUUUAAACCCUACGGUGAUAAUGUUAAGUAUUCAAUACCGAAUCAACAAUUUAAAAUCACAACUACUCAAUUAAUAACCAAAUCUUAUUCAAGUUUUCCAAUUAGAUUUGAAGCACCGAUUACAGAAUUAAUAUUCAUGGGGAAUGCACAAGUUAAAGAUUCAAUUAAACAAUUAUUUAGCAUUAGUUCAUUAGAUCAUUAUUUAAAACAAUUGAAAGACGGAGAAAAUGAUUUAUAUCUAAUAUUAUUCGAUAAAAUAAUUACUCUGAAUUAUAUACUUGCAUUUGAUACUUUUAAUCAUCCAAUUGCACAAAUAUUCAUAAUUGAUAAAAAUAAAGAUUCAAUUGAAGAUUUAAGAAAAAUGAUUGUUGAAUUUAGAAAUUUUAAUCACUUCCCAAAAUAUUUUCAAAUUGAUGAUUUAAUGAUUCAUGUAUUCAUUUUAAGUACAGAUGGUGAUGAUAAUUUAUUUGAAUUUCAAAAUGAGAUAAAAUUGAAAUUGAAUGUGAAUUCUACAAUAUUACCUAUUAUUUUUAGAAAUGAUGAUUUAUUAGAGGUUACUAUUGAAAAUUCAACAUUAGAAUCUGAUGUACAACGUAUGAGCAUGCAUAACUGUCUGAAGUCGUUCAAAAUUUCAAAUACAAUAGAUCAGAUACUAAGAAUCAAGAUCAAUGAGUUUGUACUUAAAUGGUUAUUACCACAUAUGCAACAACAGAUACGAAUAUGGGAUGAUCAAAUAUUACAACCUAAAAAAUCAAUAACUAAUAAAUUUUUAAAUUUUAAAAAAAUUUUUAAUAAUGAUACUACCACCCAAAUUACAAAUGAAUUCAAUCAUGUUGAAAAUUAUUAUUAUAAAUCAAGUUCACAACAAAUACUUCGUAAAUUAGCAGAUUGGUCAUUAAUUCUACGAGAUUUUAAAUAUUCAUAUUCGAUUUAUGAUUUAAUAAAGAAAGAUUAUUCUUCAGAUAAAGCAUGGAUUUAUGUUUCUUCAACUCAAGAAAUGUGUAUAAUUUCAUUAUUAUUAGCUCAAACUCAACAAUUACAAAAUUUACAAACACCGGAUAAGAAUACAUUACGCAAAAUUAGACAUGAUAUAACUGAACCAUAUAUGGAUAAUUUAUCAUAUACAUAUAAAUCAAGAUUCAAUCUAAAGACAUUUAAUUUAAGAAGUUUAAUUAUAGUUAGUGAGUUAUUAUUAUGUAUGUCAGCACAAUUUAAAAUAUCAAAUUGGUGGAAUGAUUUAAUUGAAAAAUAUUUAAUAAAUUUGAAAAAUGAAUUUGAUGUACAUUUGGGAAAAGAUUCAAUUGUGAAGGCCAUAUUAUUGGAAAGAUUAGGUUAUAAUACUGGUAAAUAUAUGUCAAUAUCUACAACUUUGAAAAUUGAAAAUGAUGAAAAAAUGGAAGAAAUUGAAGAGGGAAUGUAUAUAAAUCAUGAUAAAUUAGAACCUACUUCAAAAUCAAUAGGAAUGACUAAAUUUAGAAAAUCUUCUUUAUAUUAUUUACUUUCAAGUUUACAAUGGGAGAAAUUAAAUAAACCAAUUGAAAUUGAAAAAUUAAAAAACAAUAUUAUAUAUCAAGAUACUUAUUUAAAAGACAAUUUAUUGAUUAAUAAAUUAUAUAGUAAUUAA